This is a messenger RNA of Saccharomyces eubayanus, 834 nucleotides long. It is a transcript of the gene MRPL9, whose product is annotated as mitochondrial 54S ribosomal protein uL3m. NCBI's taxonomy places the organism in Eukaryota, Fungi, Ascomycota, Saccharomycetes, Saccharomycetales, Saccharomycetaceae. Gene Ontology annotation, cellular component: ribosome; mitochondrial large ribosomal subunit. Bases 1 to 834 code for a protein of 277 amino acids. The record is from RefSeq and is a predicted model, not a curated record. Gene Ontology annotation, biological process: translation. Gene Ontology annotation, molecular function: structural constituent of ribosome. The transcript has a single exon.
AUGGAAAGUAGAACAAAUAUAGUCAUGUCGAAGUUCUUACAAGGGCAAAUAUUUAAUAUAUCGAAAAUUUAUGUCAGACACUCUUCUACUAGGCCCUUUCUGGUGGCUCCCAGUAUAGCCAAAAGUAUAACGACUGAAGCUCCGCCAAUCAAUCACUCACCUGAACUAGCGCAUACGAGGAAAUGGCUACCAGAAAGAUGCGGUUUGAUUACCCGUAAGAAGGGGAUGAUGCCCUAUUUCGAUCAAUCUACGGGUGAGAGAACUGCCGCAACCAUAUUAGAAGUUAAUAAUGUUGAAGUUUUAAUGCAUAGAACUCCAGAUGCCAAUGGGUAUUUUGCAUGCCAGGUUGGAUUUGGCUCCAAGCAUCUGUCCAAAGUCACAAGACAAAUGCUGGGACAUUUUGCUUCCAAAGUUGUCAAUCCUAAAGAACUUGUUUCAGAAUUCAGAGUGAAAAAUGACAACGGAUUGCUACCACCUGGCACUUUAUUGAAGCCAUCUUUUUUCAAGGAAGGGCAGUACGUCGAUGUCAGAUCAGUCAGCAAAGGUAAGGGGUUUACAGGUGUGAUGAAGAGAUAUGGAUUUAAGGGUCUGAGAGCAUCUCAUGGUACAUCUAUCAUGCAUAGACAUGGUGGUUCUUAUGGUCAAAAUCAAGAUCCAGGAAGAGUGCUACCGGGUAGGAAAAUGCCCGGCCAUAUGGGUAAUGAUAACGUGACGAUCCAGAAUGUUAAAAUUUUGAAAGUUGAUGAUGCAAAUAACGUUAUUUGGGUUAAAGGUUCUGUAGCGGGGCCUAAGAACACUUUCGUCAAGAUUCAAGAUGCAAUCAAAAAAACCUAA